AUGAAGCAAAAACCUAGUUAUUGGAAAUCUACUCACUUUGCUGCUUCUGUUCAAUAUCUCAAUUUCCUUAUAGAGUGUGUUAUCUUCCCAUUGGCCUUGAUUCUAUACAUAAAUCACUACCAAAUGGAUAGAAAUCUAUAUGAUAAUUGGGAAUUCAAACCAAUUGUUGAAAUUCAAAAAGUAAACGAUUCAAAAUGUCCAUCUAAUUUGGAAACCUUCUUUGCAUACAGUUAUCCAGAAAGCUCAAGUGGUAUUUAUACUAAGCCAAUAAUAAGGAUGUGAUUGUGGGUUUGGAGAAGAGGAUGAGAAUGGUCAAAUUGAUUAUGAUAAAUUGAAAAGUGAACAUUGUUAGGCUUCCGAUAUAGAUGAGGGAUGUGAUGAAAUAGCACCUAUCAACUCAUAAGAUUUUGUAAUCUGGAAGGGAUAUUCUAUUUGUGGAAGAAGAUCUGAAUACACAUACAGAGAAUUAUUUUAUGAACAUAAUUGCACGUCUAUUUGUAACGGAGUCUGCUUAACUAAAAAUGAAUAAAACGCUUGUGGAAACUAUGCAGACUUACUUUCUAAAGAAAAUCUUACUCAAUCAUAUUUUAAUUUCACUUUAAGUUAUGGAAUCGAUGUUUGCUAUGAAGAUGGAGAGUCAAUUAAUCAAUAUCCAUUAUUAGAAUCAGCUUAUAAAUGUGUGAUAUAAUCAUCAGAAUAUGCAUUCAUUGAUGAGUUUGAUUAGUAUUUAUUAUUUGAAGAAAAUGAAUACCCUUAUGAGAGUUUUCCAGGAUUAGAGUAUUUCCCUGAAACACCUAAGUUCGGUCUUUUUGGUUAGAAGUUUACUGAAUAUAAUUGUACCAUUAAAUAGAUUGAUGUCUCCAAUUUCAGAGACAAUUACAUUCAACUUGUAUUUUUGAUUGCUCUCAUUAUGGCAGGUAAUUAUUAAUCAAAUUGAUCUAGGCUUUUUGAUGGGUUUCGGAGCAAUAUUUCAUUCUGCAAUUAUACAAAAUUUAACUAGAAAGGGCAUAUUUAAACAUAAAAUUUAUAAGGUUACUUGGAAAUUCUAUUGUCCUACAACAUUCCUCAUUCUGCUUCAUAUGGCACAUUUAUCUAUUGUUGGUACUAAAUUAGGAUUUCUGGCUCAUUUUAGAAAUACCAUGCAUACUUAUAUUGAAAAUGUAAUCAUUUCUUAUGAUUAUUUUUAGAAAUGCACUGAUUGGUCAAAUAUACUGAAUCUUGUAUUUAUGAGGGAUAUCAUUGAUGAAUAAUUGAUGCCCCUCUGCAUACCUGAAUUAGUGUUGACAUUUGCUGCCAUGUUAUUGGAGAUAUUACAAUUAUGUUUAUUUGAUAGAAGAGUACCUGAAACCAUAGCAUCACCUACACUAAAAGGGAGGGAGAGUCCUUCAAAAUCAAACAAUUUUGUAUUGAACUUUGGAUUUGAAAAAGAUGAAAACAUAGAAAAGCAUGUUAUAGAUACUGAUAAUAUUAGAAUUAAUAGAAAAAAUGUAAUUCCUUUCAUAUAAUUUAGGAAUAAUUAAAAUUAUAUAAUGAAUGA
Molecule: messenger RNA, 1537 nt
Organism: Paramecium octaurelia
Lineage: Eukaryota; Ciliophora; Oligohymenophorea; Peniculida; Parameciidae
Source: the annotation of a GenBank genome assembly